UUUUUAAUUACAUGAGUUAUAUUUCAUAUUUAAUUUUUUGAACAUUAUUUAUUUUGUACUUUUCUAGUUUUUUCUUCAUACGCGUCUUGAAGGCUUGAAAAUAUUCGUAUGUUUCAUUAAACUAUAGUCUUCGAGUUCCGUAUUUUACUAACUAUCGGGUGGUCAACGUGUACAUUUUAAUAUGCUGUGAAUCUCGUUUACUAUAUAUUUAAUACACCUAUUGUGUUAUUUCAUUGCAAGCACCCAGAAAAUCAUCGUGAAAGAAAGCACUAAUAAUAAAAUGUGGGAAAUUUUGAUCUAUGCAUUUUCCAUGUUUAUGACAGGAGCAUUGUUAUUCCUCAUGGUUUACUCUAUUAUAACGUUGUCAGAUCUUGAAUGUGAUUAUUUAAAUGCKCAAGAAUGUUGUAACAGACUGAAUUUUUGGGUGCGACCAAAAAUUGUUGCACAAACAAUAAUAGUUGUUGGGUUUUUGACUGAUUACAAUUGGUGGAUGGCCCUUGUAAAUAUACCAGCUGCUGCAUGGGUCAUAUAUGAGUAA
This is a messenger RNA of Diuraphis noxia (Russian wheat aphid), 538 nucleotides long. It is a transcript of the gene cnir, whose product is annotated as cornichon-like protein. Lineage: Eukaryota; Metazoa; Arthropoda; Insecta; Hemiptera; Aphididae. Gene Ontology annotation, biological process: vesicle-mediated transport. The record is from RefSeq and is a predicted model, not a curated record.